CAUUACCCAUAAGCCGGUGCGCACGCAGAGGACAACCCGGAAGUUUGUGAGGUGGUGGUGGUGGAAAAAAGUUCUCAUAGUUGUUUUCGUGCCAGUGUAAAUAGCCACAUUUCUCCACUCUCCAGCGAUUGUGUUGAAGCCGUUUGAAGACAUCAAAGGGACCAGUAGCUCUUAAGAAUGGGGAGUGAGCCAGGCCCAGUUCAGAUCGUCACAGUGUGUAAGGAGGAUCACUCCUUUGCUUUGGACACGGAGGCGUUGGGUCGGAUUCUGUUGGCUCCUGAGGUCCGAGACAAACAUGUGGUCGUGCUGUCAGUGGCCGGAGCCUUCAGGAAGGGCAAGAGCUUCCUGCUGGAUUUCAUGCUCCGCUACAUGUACAGAAAGGGUGAUAUAAACUGGCUGGGCCAGGAUGAAGAGCCGCUGACUGGAUUUUCUUGGAGAGGGGGUUCAGAACCAGAGACGACAGGCAUCCAGCUGUGGAGCGAAGUUUUCCCCGUCCAAAAGAGCGACGGAACAGAGGUGGCAGUAGUGUUGAUGGACACUCAGGGAGCCUUUGAUUAUCAGUCCACUGUUAAGGACUGUGCCACCAUCUUUGCCCUCAGCACCAUGACCAGCUCAAUACAGAUCUACAAUCUGUCUCAGAACAUACAAGAGGACGAUCUGCAGCAGCUACAGCUGUUCACAGAGUACGGUCGUCUCGCCAUGGAUGAGAUCUUUCAGAAGCCAUUUCAGUCUCUGAUGUUCCUGGUCAGGGACUGGAGCUUUCCCUAUGAAUACCAGUACGGAUUUAAAGGAGGCAAUGAGUUCCUGGAUAAACGCUUACAGGUUAACGAGUCCCAGCACGAGGAGCUGCAAACAGUGAGGGAUCACAUUCAUUCAUGCUUCACCAAAAUUUCCUGCUUCCUGUUGCCUCACCCUGGGUUGAAGGUUGCCACCCACCCUUCUUUUGAUGGACAACUAAAAGAUGUGGCCCCAGAGUUCAGAGAGCAGCUGGAGAGCCUGAUACCUAAACUGCUGCACCCGGAUCGUCUGGCCGAGAAAGAAAUAAAUGGAAACAAAGUCACUUGCCGGGGCCUGCUUGAGUUUUUCAAGGCUUACAUCAAGAUUUACCAAGGUGAAGACUUGCCACAACCAAAGACGAUGCUCAUGGCUACAGCAGAGGCCAACAACCUGGCAGCUGUGGCAGCAGCCAAAGAUCAGUAUUAUAAGAACAUGGAGAAGGUGUGUGGUGGAGACCUGCCCUAUGUGGCUCCUGAGUCUCUGGAGGAAAAGCAUCACUUCAACGUCCGAGAGGCUCUUCACGCCUUCUCCUCGACCAAGAAGAUGGGCGGACAAGAGUUCUGUGACCGUUACCAAGAUCAGCUGGAGAAGGAGCUGGAGGAUAUGUGGCAGUCAUUUGCCAAACACAAUGAGUCCAAAAAUCUCUUCAGCGCCUUCCGGACACCUGCAGUGCUGUUUGUCCUCGUGUGCUUCCUCUACGUGCUGUCAGGUGUGUUGCUCUUCAUCGGCCUGUCAACCUUCGCCGUGGUGUGUGACUGUACUAUGGGUGUGGUCAUGAUGUCCAUGCUGACGUGGGCCUUCAUCCGCUACUCUGGUCGGUACCGGACUGUGGGAGUAACCAUCGACCAGGCUGCAGGAGUCGUCCUGGAGCAGGCCACCGUGGCGUUGAAUAAGACGAGAGGUGCGAGCGCUGUUGACCAGAAGAAAUCCAGUUAGAGGACCUCUGGACCCUCAUAAUCUCGAUGCAGUGCAACCAGCACACAACACAAGCACACAUUCAGCACUAAAGCCUUAUCAUGCCACCCACUGGAAUAAACAUGCAGCUAAACACACUGGCAAAAAGUCAAAAUACGAUGCCAACACACCAGCAUCUUUAUUAUGCACGUUAUUCUGCCUGCUAAAGUCCAGGCUCAUAUAAAGGUGACUGGAGUGAAACCAUCCCACUCCCUCUUACGGAUACAUUGUGUCUUAAAUUGACACUGCCUUCAUUUUACAAGUUUACAAUUGGUCUGAAUAGACAAAUCGAUGUUUACUUUAAAACUUCUAAAACACUUAAAUGUUCUAGUACAGCUGAGAGCGUCUCACUCUGCUGUACGUUGUUCGGACAGGGGUAGUCAGGGUGCUUUUGAAACAGCUUCUGCAGUAUAUCUUUAAAUAAUUACCUUUUUGAAAAAGCUGGCUUUAAAGCUCAUACAUGUAUACAUCUUUGUGGCUAUAUUUUUUUUUUACUUUGUGGCCUUAAAAACAUUCCAUUCUGUUUGUCUACUUGCUUGAUAUUUGAUAUAAAGUAGCUUUUCUAGACUGGUGAGCUGUCACUAAACAGGAUACGCACUUUCUACACAGCACAGUAGUUUUACGUAGCCGCGCUUAACGAGAAUGUAAUUUUGUUUCAAGUGCUUUGCAGUUUCUUCCUUGAUGGAAAUGUGUUACACUUUGUAGAUUUUGAUACUGCACACAAGACUCUUCCAAUGAAAAUAUAUAUAUAGGAACUCAUGUUGUGCAAAACUUUCCAACUCCAAAGAUAAAAUGAAUACUCAAAGGUGUUAAAUAUCCAAUAUAACCAAACAAGCCAAUAGUCAGCCAAAGAGUUAGCUUUAAAUAUUUGAAAUAUACUUUGACCUUUGUACUAUUAUCAUUUCAAACCUCAGUAAUAUAUGCUGAAGAACUUUACUCCUUCAAAAAUGUACAAAUUGGUGUCUAUAAUUACUUUAUUCAGACAAAAACUGUUAAAUAUACGUGAAAACAAUAACAAGCAAGAUGUUUAAAAAGACUAGAAAAGCACGCAGGUUUGUACUGCUUAUUAAUUGUGUUUUCAACGAUUGCAGCACUUGAAGAGAUUCUGAUCAAAUGCGAUGGCUGUCGAAAACUCGACAAAAAAAAAAAAAGUGAGUUUACAGGUCUUCCAGAGUACGACUGCAAAUGUGAAGAAAGUAGUAGAAAGUCUGUAGUUGCUCCGGAGGAAGCUGCAUGGAAACUGAUAGAUUACCUUGAUUAAGGUCACUCAGUGGCUGAGUUGCAUUGUGGGUAAUGUAGACAUCAGGUUUUGAAAAGCACUCCACUGGUCUUACAUUUAAGUGUUACUGUUGGACUCGUUGUGGACAGUUGAUGGAAAUCAAGACAACAUAAACCAGAAAUAUCACCUUUUUUAUUCCACUCAUUCGCCUUUCUUUUAAAAACAUGGUACCUACAUUACCCACAAUGCAACAACAUCACUGGACACAGUUAAUCAUAUUACAUGCAGUAAUAUUUCUGGAGCUUUGUACUACUUUCUUCACACAUGCAGUAGUACUUCACAAGACUGUAAACACACUUGAAUGUGUAAAAUUUGUGGAGUUACCCUUUAAUAUGCAGUCAUGUUAUUAUGUUUGCACCUCAGAAAUGAUGUAAUACCUUUAGGGACCACUUGUAGCCUGUGUUAUCAGCUCCACUGGGUGAAAACACCGUGACACUUCACUGUGAUGCAGUUUAUAGAGUUAACAUGGUGACGCGGCUGCAGCCAAACGCAAUAUUUUAACUAUUUCACAGUUAAGCAUUCGCAUAAGAAAUCUUAAUCCGUGUAACAUUAUUUUUGAAACUUUGUACUUUUUGGUAAAAUAAUCCCUAUACAUGGCUAUCAGUCCGGCUUGAAACUAUUGCAUGUUUGGAUCAGAGCUUUGCUUAAAAUGACUUCAUGUAACAGUUGCAUAACAUCCUGCACAUUGAAGCCAGAUUACAUUAAAGGAAAGAGUUCUGGCUGACUUGGUACUUACAUCUUCAUUUACUUUCAGUCAUUUAACCAAACAGCUGUGUCUUUGAAAAUUAAGUCAUAGAGGAAUAAAAAAAGGUGUACUGCUCAGUGGAUUUAUUAGGUUUUAGUUCCCCUCUGUUGGGCCACACAGGGCUUCUCAGGCCAGCGCAGAAUGAACCAGGCAUUGGAUUAAAGGACUGAUUAUUUGCAACCAUGCCCUACAUCUCUGAAUAUGAUCAAACGCAGAUUCUUUUGGGAAACAUUGGGAUUGGAGAGGAAGGAGCGGUGGAAAGCAUAUAGUGUCGUAAAAUAGGACUCAAUGUCACAAGACUGUGUGACCUGAGAGGACAUGUAGGAUCCAGUAGACUGUGUUGAUUUUUGCAAUGUGCACCACCAAUAAACCAGGUAAAUGAAUGUAGAUUGGAGACACUAAAAGCUGAUCGACAGUGCUUUAAUUCCACAGUGAUUCCACCAAACUGUAGGUGUAAGUCAUCAGAUCACAGGGCCAAAAAAAAGAAAUGUGGAAGUAUGGAGCAUGAGAGACUCGAUCCAUGAUGUUUGACCAUCUUUUUGCACAUUCCAUGUCUGUCUCUUUCCACGAGGAGGAGGAAAGAGGAGGAAACUCUGAGAUGUUUGAAAAGCUCUUUUGCACUUCCCCUCCUCUUUGGUGCUUUUUGCACACAGCUCAUUCCAAAAGUGAAUACAUGCAUGCAAUAUUGUAGUAACAGCUGAUGUAAUCAUCUCCUGCAGGGCUAUGGUGGUCUUGGCUCGAGAAAUGCUGUUUUGUAAAGAAUAAACAGAGCUUGAAACUGUU
Acanthopagrus latus (yellowfin seabream) is the source of this 4538-nucleotide messenger RNA. RefSeq names its product atlastin 3 (gene atl3). The transcript has 14 exons. The record is from RefSeq and is a predicted model, not a curated record. Gene Ontology annotation, biological process: protein homooligomerization; endoplasmic reticulum organization. NCBI's taxonomy places the organism in Eukaryota, Metazoa, Chordata, Actinopteri, Spariformes, Sparidae. Bases 178 to 1713 code for a protein of 511 amino acids. Gene Ontology annotation, molecular function: GTP binding; GTPase activity.